GCGCAUUGGAUAAGCUAGACUUAAGUUUAAGCAUGGGAAAGAACGAAAAGGCAUCAGAGACUUCAGAGUUGAAACGAGAGGGAAGAAAGCGUAAGAGAAGAGAGGAAGACGAAGAGAUGCGUCGAAUGAAGGAGAAAAUGGUGGAGAUGGAGAAGACGUUGAAGGCAGCAUUGGACGAGAUCGCUAAUCAGAAGCAGUCUGUACCUCGAAAGCGAGUUCGAACUGCUAAGUACGGCGCAAGUCGAACAAAGACAGGCGGACUGGUGAGCGCAGUUUUAGCUGUGACGCCAUAUACUUAUUUCGGCUCGAGUUCAUUUUUAGCUGAAACAAUACCGAAUCAGAUUCCGGAUCAGAAAGUGAGAAUUCGAGUUGCGGAGAUGAGUUGGAAACACCAAAAGCACAGGCCGAAAAAUUCCUGGGUGAGGACCCGAAAGAUAAAAAAGAGAAGAAACUGGUGAUCAAUGAGGUGCUUGUGUCAAGGAUUAACGAGUAUUUAAAGGCUGGUUUGCAAAAAGAUCUGAAAGAUGGAAUAAUCGAGGGAACACCGCGCAUCGGAGAGAACCUCCAGAGCUUAACUGGGAAAUUGCGUAUGGAUUGAACGAAGCCGCUCGGAAGCGAGACGAGCAUUUCCGAGAAUCUUAUAAGAUGGCCGGCACAGCUAUUGCAUGCAUCGCAACUGCGAUUUCACGUUUCUUUGAGGAAGACGAGGCACCAAUCGAUUGUGAUGAAGUAAUGCAGCUCAUGGCAAACACGAUGAUGAUGUUAGGCGAAAUUAUGCAUUUAAACACGGUUGCGAGAAGAGCCUUCAUAACACCAGCUUAUGAUAAAAAAUUCAAAGAAAUUCUGGAGAAAUCAGACAGCGGAAAAUUAUUGUUCGGAGAAAAGCUGGGUGAGCGAUUUAAGGAAUGGCAGAGUAUGGAUAAGACUGAGGCUGAGAUGAAGGCGCUCAAGAGGACCCCCUUCAAGUCACAGAACACGAAUUCGGUAAACUGGGAGCGGCCGUCGAAAAACGAGGCGGGAUCGAUGAGCCGCAAGAAGAAUUUCUUCAACUCAAACGUCUCAAAGAACAAAGGCCAAUUUCGUUCAAAUCGAACGUACACACAAACACAGCCAACGUCGUCGUAUCACGGGAGAUCCAGAUACUACCGGAACGAUCGACGAUAGAGGAAUCAGAUCCAUCCGCUGGCGUCACAGCUUUCGUUAAUUGUAGCGAUGCUAUGCGGAAAGCCUUUGAGAAACAAGGAUUCUCAGACUCGGUGCUAGAGAUUAUCACGGCAUCAUUAGCAGAUUCCACGAAGAAACAAUACGACUCGGCCUUGAAAAGUUGGUGGACGUUUUGUACGAAUAAUCACCAGGAUCCGUUCGAGCCGGAAAUAAAAACGGUUGUUGAGUUUCUGGCGGGAAAGUUUAAGGAGGGAGCCUCGUACAGUACGUUAAAUUCAACGCGAUCAGCCAUAUCAUUGAUUGUGAGCAAAGAUUUGCAACAUGAUCCGAUUUUGCAUCGGUGUUUCAAGGGGAUCUUUCGGUUGCGCCCAACAGCACCGAAAUAUUUUAAAACCUGGGAUGUAAAUGUGGUAUUAGAUAAGUUAGCAUCGUGGUUUCCAUUAGAUUCAUUAAGUCUAAAAUUAGUGACAGAAAAAUUAGUAAUGUUAUUGGCACUCGGUACUGGUUUCAGGGCACAAACCUUAUCCUUGAUAAAAAUUGAGGAGAUUUCAAUAACGUCUUCGACUGUUGAAAUAAAAGUUUAUAAGACGUCGAGACCAGGUGCCCAACAACCUUUUGCUUGUAUCCCUUUCUUUAGAGGAAAACCAAGUAUUUGUAUAGCUUCAACUUUAGUUCAUUAUUUAAAGAUAACGCGUGAGUUAAGGAAAGAUGAAAACUUAUUAUUUAUAUGUUAUAAGAAGCCUUACAAGGGCGCUAAUGUUCAAUCGAUUCGUAGAUGGAUUAAAUCUGUGUUAAAGAAUUGCGGGAUAGAUAAAUCAUUUACAGCGCACAGUACGCGUCAUGCAUCGACAUCGGCAGCAUAUAAAAAAGGACUUGAUUUAAAUAUAAUUAGAAAUGCGGCUGGUUGGUCGGGAGAAUCAAAAAUGUUUGCUAGAUUUUAUAACAGAACGAUAGAUAAUCAAGAAGGUAACUUCGCGAGCACUGUAUUGAAUUAAUCGUACUCAAAUAAAAAUGUUAUGUUCAUGGUCAGUUACAGAAAUAAAUAAAAUUAAAGUUAUUCUCUAAGCAUCUACGUCUUUAAUCAUGAGAACGAGUACGAUAUACAAUUAGACGAUCAAACGAACUUACCUGUAAGUGAAGUUCGAUCGUAAUUAUACGAGUGCUCGUUCGAAGUGAUUAAAUCCCACCCUAUAAUACAUGAUAAUGAUAAUAUCAAUAGAAUAAAAAUCCCACCCAGAAAUCACUCUAAAAAAUAUGAGGAUCGGGCGCGCGCGCGGAGAGCAAGAAAAAAGCUUGCUCUAAAGUGGCGACAUCUGACGCUAGGAAGCGGUACUACGUCUUUAAUCACUUCGAACAAGCACUCGUAUAAUUACGAUUGAACUUCACUUACAGGUAAGUUCGUUUGAUCGUCUAAUUCUUUUUCAAUAGCAUAAGCGGAUAAAAUUUUUGCAAUUAUUAAGAGUUUUUUUAUAGAAUAACCACAGCGUGGAGCGUUUUGAGCCCAUUUCUCAACCAAAAUAGGUACACUAGAGAAUCACCACUCAUUUUUUUAUCCCAAAAAACGCAUUUGUCAAAUCAAAUGGCGCAAAGACACCCUCAUUUUCCUUUUUACUAUUCUCACUUAAAACAGUUAUGGGCUUUGUUCUGAAGCUUUUUAUUGAUGACUGGUCGCAUGGAACAAGAAUUUAGGAACGCCAAUUUUAUUACAAAAUCUAAAAACGCCUCAAACUGCUAAUGCUCAGCAGUUUGAGCAGUAUAAUGUUAUAACCGAUACUGAAAUAAAAACUUAUUAUUAUUAA
This is a messenger RNA of Nasonia vitripennis (jewel wasp), 2963 nucleotides long. RefSeq lists its product as uncharacterized. The record is from RefSeq and is a predicted model, not a curated record. Gene Ontology annotation, molecular function: DNA binding. Gene Ontology annotation, biological process: DNA recombination; DNA integration. The coding region runs from base 33 to 458 and encodes 141 amino acids. The transcript has 3 exons. Lineage: Eukaryota; Metazoa; Arthropoda; Insecta; Hymenoptera; Pteromalidae.